Molecule: messenger RNA, 1138 nt
Organism: Ceutorhynchus assimilis (cabbage seed weevil)
Lineage: Eukaryota; Metazoa; Arthropoda; Insecta; Coleoptera; Curculionidae
Source: the annotation of a GenBank genome assembly
GUAAAUUUAAACCUAUAAAUAAACAAUGAAUAUUUUUCAAUACUGCAAGCAUCUACGAUGACGUCAUCAUUUUGUACUUAGAUCCUAGCUCUAGACACGCCAAAUAAAAUAACAUUACUAGCGCCAUCUAUCAAACAAAAGCCAAAGCUUUUUUUAAAAAAGAAAACUGUAAUUUUUAAUUUUUUUUUUAGUUCGGCUAUUGAUUAGUAGAUGGCGCCACUAUUAAAAUUGUUUAUUUUCAUUGUGGUUUUUUUUGAGGUUAGAAAAUAUUGAAAUUCCGUUAAAAUGGAUUUAAAUUUCCAGGAAAUCGCCCGGGAAUUGGAGGAAAUCGAGUCCCGAUUCACGCCCAAGCGAAAAUGUCCCAGAAUUUCCAGGAAUUUACACGAAAAUCUGGAAAUUUUAUCAAAAGAAUUUGACUGUUUAGGCCUGCCGACUGUCAAAACAGACGAAACGUUGCCGGAAAUUCUAGAACAAGUUGUCAAUUCCGCAAGGAAUUUGAUCCAAAUUCAUAGAAAUUCAAUCAAAAAUAUCAAAGACAAAAACAUUGAAAAAGUUUCUAGAGAAAAAAGGCACCAGGAAUUACAGGAAAACUUGCAACACUGCAAAGAAAAUUGCAGGAAAAUCCAACAAAAUUGUAAAAGCCUAGAAAAUACCAACUCAAUCCUGGAAAACCAACUGAAAUCCUUGAAAAACCUGGAAAAAACCCACCAAAAAACCCUGGACCAAACCAAACGUCACUUGCUGUCAAAGCAGCGCCAUCUCGAGUUGGAAAUCAAAAACUCCCAAUCUGAAAUUGACAGGCUUAAGCAAAUUUGUGGACAAAAAUUACCAUCCAAAGACGAAAUUGCAUUAAAAAUGAUCCAGAAAUUCAAAAUAAAUGAGGAAAUUUACAAGGAAACUAUUAGGGCUCUGCAGGACAACAACAGCGCCCUCUUGCAGGAAGUUUUCAAUUUAAAAGAGGAGAUUUUGUUGGGCAAAUGAUGAAUAAAUUGUGUGUUUGCUGCAAGUGGUCUCUAUUUUUUUUUUAUGCACAUAGUCUCUAUUUGAUGCACAUAAUCUCUAUUUCUGUUUUCUGCAUUUGGUCUCUCUAUUUUGUUUGCAUAUAAUCUCUAUUUUGGCACAUGGUAUCUAUUUUGCU